AUGCGUCGCGUUCAUGCUCAUGAUCGUGCAUUUCAUCUUCAAGCAUUACGGGCACGACGAGUGUCCUUGCGUACGGAACGCAGUGAUGUACAACAGCCUACUUUGAUACGGAUCAUGCCAAACAGCUCCCGAGACCUUACACCAUGGGACUAUAUUAACAAUAAUAAGAUAUUGUUCUGUGCCGAUCGUGUGAACUGCCCAAGGCACACAGUAGACUUGAGCAUAAGGACGGAAAUGGGUGACAUUGUGACGCAGCUAUUCGAAGAGUUUAAUUCGAAUGCUCGUCAAAGAGGAAGAGUACUCCAAUUCCAAAGUCUACAGUAUGGCUAUAUGCGGGUUGAACCUCGCUUCGGAGUCGACUACGUCUUGGAUAUGAUUCUAUGGUUCAAAAAGUUCCGACCGCCACAUCGAACAACUUUGUCAGUCCGUCGACAUGCUUACGUACAGCAGGUGUUCGCACCCCUGCAGGCGCUAUCUGAGAGGAACUUGAGGUCAAAUCUUCGAAGAGGCAGCAAUUUCACCGGGGAAAACGCUCACUUGCAUAUGAUUCUCCCGUUGAAAGGGCGUGCAGCAAUUUUUGCUAGGUUCGCGGGUCAUCUAAAAAAUGUGUGCGCAAGAGCUGGCGAUAUUUCUUUGGUAGUUGUUCUAUAUGCGAGCGAGGACGAACGAGAGAAUCGUGCGACCAUCGAAGAGUUACGUCAAAGUUUCGUACGAGUCGAAGUCAUCGAAAUGGACGACGCACCAUUUAGUAGAGGAAUAGCACUGAUGAAAGGUGCCGAUCGAGUUCCAGCCGAUGGACUGAUGUUUUUCACUGAUGUCGACAUGCUAUUCACCUGUGAUGCCUUGAACCGAGUCAGGCUGAACACGAUCCUCAAUGCUCAAGUUUACUUCCCUAUCGUGUUCUCGGAAUUCUCCCCCGAGAGUUGGUCCGAAAACGAUCGUCUACUUGCGGAUGCAUUCCACUACGGCCGAAGGAGAGGAUAUUUCAGGCAUUUUGGUUAUGGGCUAGCCGCUCUAUACAAGGCCGAUCUUAUUGCGAUUGGUGGAUUCGAUACGAAAAUUGAAGGAUGGGGUUUGGAAGAUGUCGAUCUGUUCGAGAAGGUAAGCUUACCCGCGCGACACCUAUCAGUCCAUUAG
Cooperia oncophora is the source of this 1137-nucleotide messenger RNA. NCBI's taxonomy places the organism in Eukaryota, Metazoa, Nematoda, Chromadorea, Rhabditida, Trichostrongylidae. The record is from the annotation of a GenBank genome assembly.